AUGUCUAACAGCCCGCAGAUACUGGGGCAGGUUAACAGGGGCAGGUCCCUACAGCCCUCCAGAGCAAACGUCCCGGCAGGCUCACCCACCGUGGCCAUCGAACAACCCAAACUAUCCUUCCCCGACCGACUUUUAUUUGGUAAAUACGGCUCGAUUCUUAAGAGCAACAAAGCCACCAAGGUCAAGGUAGACAACAAGACAAGCGUUAGCAGUGAUGGCAUCACCAUGCUUGAAAUGGUGGGAUCCAGCGACAACAAUGCGGGGGCUGUUAACUGGGAUGACGUCAUUACUGCCGACAGGCUCGCUGAGAAGCUGGCUGAAGAGGAGGAGACGAAAGAGGAAGCUUAUAUUAAAAAACUAAUGGCUGAAGAUGCGCCGCUCAAACCUGCCAUAAAGCGCCGCAACAGAGACUGUCAGCGAGAUUCACGCCUCAAGAAGUUCCAUAAGGAACGACAAGACAGGGAUAUUUAUUCAAAUGACUUCUUCCUACCAAGCUCGCUACCAGAAGGGCAGGGCUAUUCUCAACCAGAAGCCUAUGGUUCCCUCCCGCCUCACCGUAAUACAUACAUAUUACUGGAUUGCAGACUUCGGAGCACCCACUACACAAUUUCACAAGACCACACUUCCGGGCAAGAGGCUCAUGAGGAUAACCUCCUAGCCAGCUUUGGGAAACGACGUCGGACAGACAAGCCUUCUAUACGUCUAGGCGGGAGCAGAUUAUUGCAGCGCUCGCCGAAUUUCUUGCCAAGCUUGGCAAACGGUAGUGACGUAGUAGCUCAAGAUGAAGGGUCUCACAUGCAGGAAUUUUCAACAGCCGACUUUGAUUACUUGGACUUAAUGGCGCCGCUUGGAUCACAGAUGCGAAAAGAUGCAGUAUCCUUCCCCCAAGAAACCGCUACAACUAAGCCCAACGAGGGGAAAGACAGAGGGGAUCAGAUCGAGUUUGAGUGGGCUCGCAAGAGAGAACGGCGUCGUCCAGUACAAUCACGUCCAGGGAAUCUUGGGCAUGGCAGCCAGCAUUCCAUCCUUGUCGGCACGUCUUGGGUCAGCAAGAGUGGCGAUAGAUCCCCAGUGACCUUGAGGCGUCGAUGUCAUAGCUGUAAUCGAAUUGUCAGCAGUGAAUGGCGACAUGGGCCUGACGGAGCUGAAACACUUUGUAAUGCUUGCGGGUUGCAUUAUGCUAAAUUGGAGAGAAGGCGUAAUUAA
This is a messenger RNA of Fusarium proliferatum ET1, 1206 nucleotides long. RefSeq lists its product as uncharacterized. Gene Ontology annotation, molecular function: sequence-specific DNA binding; zinc ion binding. Bases 1 to 1206 code for a protein of 401 amino acids. NCBI's taxonomy places the organism in Eukaryota, Fungi, Ascomycota, Sordariomycetes, Hypocreales, Nectriaceae. Gene Ontology annotation, biological process: regulation of DNA-templated transcription. The transcript has a single exon. The record is from RefSeq and is a predicted model, not a curated record.